AUGACAGUCCUUGUCCCACACUCGCACUGGCUCUUUCUGCUUGCCUCGAACAAGCGAACUCCGCACAACCUGGACGGUGUUAGAUAUGGUCUGCUGCCAGGACGACGCUUGACAGCGCUUGUCUUGCUAGCACGCACAAGACUGCAUCGAACGCAUGCAAAGAUCUCUACAUGCGGUCAAGCUAUCUGUGACGGAGAAAGGACCAUCGAGCGGAGCUGCAAUGGCUACUUUUACCCGGCCAGUGACGAUCGACGCGGAGCAUUCGAUCUGAACGUCACAGGCUACGAUCUGCCUUCUUCGUAA
Mixia osmundae IAM 14324 is the source of this 303-nucleotide messenger RNA. RefSeq lists its product as uncharacterized. The transcript is spliced from 3 exons. Lineage: Eukaryota; Fungi; Basidiomycota; Mixiomycetes; Mixiales; Mixiaceae. The coding region runs from base 1 to 303 and encodes 100 amino acids. The record is from RefSeq and is a predicted model, not a curated record.